Protobothrops mucrosquamatus (brown spotted pit viper) is the source of this 897-nucleotide messenger RNA. RefSeq names its product vomeronasal type-2 receptor 26-like. Gene Ontology annotation, cellular component: membrane. The transcript has a single exon. Gene Ontology annotation, biological process: G protein-coupled receptor signaling pathway. The record is from RefSeq and is a predicted model, not a curated record. Gene Ontology annotation, molecular function: G protein-coupled receptor activity. NCBI's taxonomy places the organism in Eukaryota, Metazoa, Chordata, Lepidosauria, Squamata, Viperidae. Bases 1 to 897 code for a protein of 298 amino acids.
AUGGAUGACUGUUUUGAAUGUUCAGAAGAUCAUUACCCAAAUAAAGAAAAGAAAGGCUGUAUCCUGAAACUGCUGGUCUUUCUAACUUUUGAAGAAACUUUAGGAAUCGGUUUAGCCUCAGUCACUCUUGGUUUCUUCUUCUUGACAUCUUGGGUAUUUGGAACUUUUAUUAAACACAGGGAUACUCCCAUUGUCAGAGCCAACAACAGAUCCCUCACCUAUACCCUUCUUGUCUCUCUUUUGUUCUGCUUUCUCUCCUCUUUUUUAUUUCUCAGCCAACCUGGCAAAGUGACCUGCCUUCUCAGACAAUCAACUUUUGGAAUUACCUUCUCAGUGGCCAUUUCUAGUGUACUGGCCAAAACCAUCACGGUGGUUGUGGCUUUCAUGGCCACUAAACCUGGAUCUCAAAUGAGGAAGUGGGUGGGGAAAAGAUUGGCCUUUUCUACUGUAUUUUCCUGUUCUCUCUUCCAAGUAUGUAUUUGUAUCCUUUGGUUGUCAACAUCUCCCCCAUUCCCUGAAUUGGACAUGCAUUCAGAGCUCCAAGAAAUGAUUUUACAGUGCAAUGAGGGGUCAGGUUUCUUUUUCUACUGUGUCUUGGGCUACAUGGGUUUCUUGGCCAUUGCCAGCUUCAUUGUGGCUUUCCUUGCCCGUAAAUUACCUGACAGCUUCAAUGAAGCCAAGUUCAUCACCUUCAGCAUGUUGGCCUUUUGCAGUGUGUGGGUCUCCUUCUUUCCAGCCUAUCUGAGCACAAAAGGCAAAGCCAUGGUAGCUGUGGAGGUCUUCUCCAUCUUGUCUUCCAGCGCUGCAUUACUGGGAUGCAUAUUCUUGCCAAAGUGCUACCUCAUUGUUUUGCGGCCUGAGCUAAACCACAGGGAACAACUAAUAAAGAGAAUGUAG